This is a messenger RNA of Cynara cardunculus var. scolymus (artichoke), 2513 nucleotides long. RefSeq lists its product as uncharacterized. The transcript has 2 exons. The record is from RefSeq and is a predicted model, not a curated record. Bases 69 to 2396 code for a protein of 775 amino acids. NCBI's taxonomy places the organism in Eukaryota, Viridiplantae, Streptophyta, Magnoliopsida, Asterales, Asteraceae.
AUUCAAUUUCUACACAGACCCACAAAAAAUAAGUGAUCUUUUAGAAGAAAUUUGAAGCUUUUGCUGUGAUGAUGGCGGCGGAGACUAGCACAACCACCACCCAACCACCACCGGAGUCAACUGAUGAGAUGGUGGUGAAGAAGGUUCAUAAAAGGUAUGAAGGAUUAAUGAUGGUACGGACAAAAGCAAUUAAGGGUAAAGGAGCUUGGUAUUGGGCUCAUCUGGAGCCUGUUUUGGUUCAGAAUCCGGAUACGGGUCUACCCAAAGCUGUCAAGCUCCGGUGCUCUCUAUGCGCCGCCGUGUUCUCCGCAUCCAAUCCAUCGAGAACGGCGUCAGAGCAUCUCAAGAGAGGAACUUGCCGGAAUUUUAACUCCGACUCUAACCCAAGACCCAUUUCAUCCAUCUCACCUACCGGAAUCGUUGCGUUGUCUUCCCCAACUUCAUCGUCUUCGCCACAACCACAGCAAAACCACCGGAAACGUGGUUCUUCAGGCAAGCACAGUGGCCGUCAUGACGGUGGUGGUGCUAACACCAACACCUCCGCCACGCCUUCUCCAACUUACUCAGUUGCUCCUGUUGCGAUGAUUGAACCGGCCCGUUAUCCGCAACACCACCCCCAACAGCUGCAGCAGCAUAUGAUGUUAUCCGGUGGCAAGGAGGAUCUGGGUGCUCUCGCUAUGUUUGAAGAUAGUGUGAAAAAACUCAAGAGUCCGACAUCAUUACCUUAUCAAACUUUAACAAAAUCCCAAAUCGAUUCAUCACUCGAAUUAUUAGCAGAUUGGGUGUAUGAAAAUUGUGGGUCAGUUCCGUUUUCAAGUUUAGAGCAUCCAAAAUUUAAUAAUUUCUUGAACCAAAUCGGAUUACCCUCCGUGUCCCGCCGUGAUCUUGCCGGAGAAAGGCUCGAUUCCAAGUACAAAGAGGCAAAAACAGAAUCCGAAGCUCGAAUUCGCGAAGCCAUGUUCUUUCAAAUCUCAUCAGAUGGGUGGAAAUCAAAUAGUGAUAAUCGUCAUCCAGGUGAAUUCGAAAAUUUGGUGAAUUUGUCUGUGAAUUUGCCAAAUGGAACUGGGGUUUUUAGAAGAGCUAUUUUUACAAGUGGCUAUGUUUUUUCAAACUAUGCUGAGAAUGUUCUAUGGGAAACCGUUAAUGAAAUUUGUGAGACCAAUUUGCAACAAUGUGUUGGGAUUGUUUCUGAUAAGUCUAAAGCUUUAAGAAAUCUUGAAAACCAACAUCAUUGGAUGGUCAAUCUUUCCUGCCAAUUUCGAGGGGUUUAUGGUUUGAUUAAAGAUCUUAGCAAAGAAAUGCCAUUGUUCGAUAAUGUGACUGAUAAUUGUCUCAAAGUAGCAAACUUUAUGAACACCAAGUCUCAAGUCAAGAAUUCUUUCCUCAAGUAUCAGUUGCAAGAAUACGGUCGUGCACGGUUGUUACGGGUACCCAUUUGUGGUGGCGAUAACAGGUUUGCGUUUGCAUUUGAACCUGUGUUUAAUAUGGUGGAGGAUAUAUUAAGCUCAGCCAGAGCAUUGCAAUUGGUUUUGCUUGAUGAGAGUUGCAAGAUCGUUUCAAUGGAGGAUCAAAUUGGGAGGGAAAUCGAAGAGAUGAUGAGGGAUUCUCAAUUCUGGAAAGAAUUAGAGGCAGUUCAUUCUUUGGUUAAACUGAUCAGAGGGAUGGCUGAAGAAAUUGAGAAAGAAAGACCACGAAUCGGGCAGUGUUUGCCACUUUGGGAGGAGCUGAGAUUGAAAAUCAAGAACUGGUGUGGUGAGUUUCAGAUCAAUGAAAACCAUGUAGACAAGGUGUUUGAUAAAAGGUUUAAGAGAAACUAUCACCCAGCCUGGGCAGCUGCUUUCAUUCUUGAUCCCUUUUACCUGAUUAGAGACACUAGUGGCAAAUACUUGCCUCCUUUCAAAUACUUAACUUCCGAGCAAGAAAAGGACGUCGACAAGCUUAUAACACGGCUCGUUUCUAGAGAAGAAGCUCACAUUGCUUUAAUGGAGCUUAUGAAAUGGAGAACCGAAGGGCUUGAUCCGGUCUAUGCACAAGCCGUGCAGUUGAAACAGAGAGACCCGAUCACGGGUAAAAUGAGAAUGGCUAACCCACAAAGUAGCCGGCUGGUUUGGGAAACCUAUCUAACCGAAUUCAAAUCUUUAAGAAAAGUAGCAGUGAGAUUGAUCUUUCUUCAUGCCACUUCAUGUGGGUUCAAAUGGAAUUGGUCGUUCUCGAAACGGACUCAAUCAAGAAGCUCGAUCGAGAAGGCCCAGAAGCUGAUUUUUGUGGCUGCCCAUUCAAAGCUUGAGAGACGGGGUUUCUCCAAUGUUGACGAUAAAGAUUCAGAGUUCUUCGCAGUGGCAAAUGGUGAAGAUGAUGUGCUCAAUGAUGUUCUUUUUGAUCCAUCUUCUCUAUAAAAAUGCAAUCUUUUUCUUGGUUUUUGCUUAUUUUACAGUCCAUAGCUUAUGCCAGAUUCUUUCCACUGCUUGUUUCCUUAAUCUUUUAGAUGAUUUUUGCACCUUGGAUUGCUAUAG